Molecule: messenger RNA, 828 nt
Organism: Centruroides sculpturatus (bark scorpion)
Lineage: Eukaryota; Metazoa; Arthropoda; Arachnida; Scorpiones; Buthidae
Exons: 1
Molecular function (GO): oxidoreductase activity
Source: RefSeq, a predicted model, not a curated record
AUGACACUGAUAAAGUUAAGCGAUGGCAACAAAAUGCCUCAAAUCGGUUACGGAACUUGGUUAAUUGAACCCAAGCAGGCUCGCGAAUUAGUCUUGAAAGCUUACGAAGUUGGUUACCGUCACAUUGAUACAGCGCAAGUGUAUAACAAUGAGUACGAAAUCGGACAGGCGAUUGAAAAAUUAGAGCGUCACAAACUUUUCAUCACCACUAAAGUUUGAUUGCCCAACUACAACAGCGAGGAGAUUUUCAUUAAAUCGGUGCGACAGUCCUUAGAACGCCUGAAAGUUAGGCAUGUUGAUUUGUUGCUUUUGCAUUGACCAGUAAAAGGUAAAAAUGUCCAGGCUUACCGCUACUUAGAAAAGGCCAAAGACUUAGGACUGACGAAAAGUAUCGGUGUUUCCAACUUUAUGAUUAACCACCUUGAGGAAAUUUUGGCGAUUGCACACCACAAGCCAGUUGUCAACCAAAUUGAAUUCCAACCGCUCGUUCAGCAGAAAGAACUAGUUAAAUUUUGUCAAGAACACGACAUCGCCGUGACUGGUUAUUCCAACUUAAAAUCUUACUUAGACGGUCGGAUGACAGCCCGUGAAAACGCCAUUUUAACGGCCAUAGCCCAAGACAUUAAGCGGAGCGUUCCCCAGGUAAUUUUGCGCUGGGUUUACCAAAGCGGCUUAAUUUUAAUCCCGAAAAGUUCGUCCGGAACGCGCAUGGCUGAGAACUUGACAGUCGAUAAUUUCAGUUUAACCGCCGAGCAAAUGGAGAAAAUUAAUUCGCUUGACCAUGGCGACUACGAUAAGGCUGAGCAAAUUUACCUUGGUCAUUCUUGA